Molecule: messenger RNA, 2886 nt
Organism: Engraulis encrasicolus (European anchovy)
Lineage: Eukaryota; Metazoa; Chordata; Actinopteri; Clupeiformes; Engraulidae
Product: E3 ubiquitin-protein ligase TRIM35-like
Exons: 6
Coding region: 214-1617 (467 amino acids)
Biological process (GO): protein ubiquitination
Cellular component (GO): cytoplasm
Molecular function (GO): protein binding; zinc ion binding; ubiquitin protein ligase activity
Source: RefSeq, a predicted model, not a curated record
CGACAAAUCUUUUUAUCUGGAGCAGCACUAUAUUAUUAUGUACUGUUGAAGUAAUAGGAAGGAGAGAAAAGGAGUCGUACACUGAAGCUGAAUGCUGGUCAGUGAAACUGUACUAAAAGCCGAAAAGUUGUAGUAAUAGUACAUUGGUAGAAAUAGAAGUAUUAAAUUGCCUCCAAAGGUUUGGACUUUUAAGAGCAAAACUUUCAGGAAGUAAUGGCGUCGAUAUCAGAAGAGGACUACUCCUGCCCUGUGUGCUGUGACAUCUACAAGGAUCCAGUUCUUAUGCUAUGUAGUCACAGUGUGUGUAAGGCCUGUCUACAGCAGUUCUGGAAGACAAAAAGAUCCAGAGAAUGUCCAGUCUGCAGGAGGAAAUCAGCAAUCCACGAGCCACCCCUUAACCUUGCCUUGAGAAACGUGUGUGAGGCGUUUCUGAAAGAGAGAAGUCAGAAGCUUUCAACAGGGUCUGAAAUGCUCUGCAGUCUGCACAGUGAGAAACUCAAGCUCUUCUGUCUGGAGGAUAGACAGCCUGUGUGUCUGGUGUGUCGAGACUCUAAGCUACACAAAAAUCACGAGUUCAGCCCCAUCAAUGAAGCUGCAGCAGACAUGAAGGAGGUACUCAAGAUCAUACUGGAGCCCCUGAGAAGGAAACUGAAGACAUUUGAGAAAGUGAAACUCAUCUGUGGCCAAACACCAGCUCACACUACAACUCAGGUCCAGCAAACAGAGAAGCAGAUCAAGCUGGAGUUUGAGAAGCUUCACCAGUUUCUACGAGAUGAAGAGGCAGCCAGGAUAGCUGCACUGAGGGAGGAAAAGGAGCAGAAGAGUCAGAUGAUGAAGAAAAAUAUUAAGAAGAUAAACAGACAGAUUUCAUCUCUUUCCAACAGACUCAGAGCCAUAGAGGAGGAGAUGGAAGCUGAUGAUGUCACAUUCCUGCAGAACUACAAGAACACAGUGGAAAGAGCCCAGGGCACACAGCAGGAUCCAGAGAAAUUGGUACAAGGAGCUCUGAUCAAUGUGGCAAAGCACCUGGGCAACCUGAAGUUCAGAGUCUGGGAGAAGAUGCAGGAGAUUGUUCAAUACACUCCUGUCACUCUGGAUCCCAACACUGCACACCCACGACUCAAACUGUCUGAGGAUCUGACUAGUGUUAGACGUGGUGAUGAGAUACAGCAGCUUCCUGAUAACCCACAAAGAUUUGAUAAGUAUCACAGUGUGCUGGGCUCUGAUUGCUUUAACAAAGGGACACAAUGCUGGGAUGUGGACGUUGGGGACAGCCCAUGGUGGCAUGUAGGUGUGAUGACAGAGUAUCAGAGACAGAGGAAGGGAGACUACACCUCUGAGUGUGGCCAGUGGUUUGUGUAUUAUAAAGAUGGAGAAUAUGGAGGAAAUGCCCCACCACAUCCCCCCACUCUCAUCCCAGUGCAGCAGAAAAUCCAGAGGAUCAGAGUGCAUCUGGACUGGCACAAACACGAGUUGACAAUCACUGACCCUGAUAGUAAUACUCACCUACUCACUACCUCACCGUUAUUUUUUGAGGGAGUGUUUCCAUACUUUAAUGGAUAUCCUCUAAGGAUUCUGCCAGUGAAGGUGUCAGUAGCAGCAGAGAAACUGAGCUAGAUAGGACAUCACUUCCUGUGGUGGCAGUAAUAAUGAGCUUCCAGGGUUAUGAAACUUUUAAUGAUUUAUAUUCCCUUAUAAGUGGGGUAUGAUAUUCAUGUUGAUGCAUUGAUGUAUUGUGAAUCAUUGUGAAACAUUAUGAAGAAUGAAUCUGAUAUCAGAAACCAUUGGAUAAAUGCAACUCUCUGGUUUAUACGUGUGCAGCAAGGGAAGGAGGGAAGAAAUAUUCAGGAGGAGGCAGAGAGAGAAAGAAAAAACUGCUGUGGUUAGGGGUGGGUGGUAUGGCCAAAAAUGUAUACCUCUGUAUAAUUUUAGCCACGGUAUAUAUCACGGUAUGCCUGUUUUAUAUUUGUGUAAAAUUGAAGCAUUCCGUUGCAAAAUGUCCAAAACACCUUUUUUUUACUUUUACAUUUGCAAUUUUUUUUACAUUUGCAUUUUUUGAAUGUGUGUGAAUUCUUGCCAUUCAAAUGUUUUGAAAACAAAGAAAAACUAUGAAAAAUGCAUUUUGCAAUGCAAUGCAAUGCAAUAGGCUACAACACUGUCAUUUUCACUAAGUCUAGAAGGGGUUGAACUAGGGAAGGGAAGGGAGGGAAUGUUAAACUGAACAUGGAUUUUAUCCAAUAAAUCGUUCAUUGGACCUUUUUUCUAUUUCUGGAGUUGCUGAGGGUAAUUUGGAAAUGUGUGCUUGCAUCUGUGAUUAUGCCAAGCCUAAUGGUUAAGCUGUUAUUGUUAAAGUUUAAAAAAAACGAACUUUCACAUGAGGCAGCUAGCAAUGCAUUGUAGAACUAAUGCAUUUAAAUGGCAGCUAUCACUGCAGCAGCGGUUAGCGUGCUAACGUUAGCGAAAUCGCUAAAUCACAUUUUAAACAGUGAACAGUCAUUUAAAGGACCAGUUCAGUCAAUUUCAAUAUGCUGCUGUACUGCUCAUGCAACCCUUGACUUGUCAGUAACCGGUGAUGCCAUAUUUUUCGUCUCAGGCCUUUCUGAGAUAUGAACUAGGCCUACCGUAUUCUAAUGGGGGCAGCGUUUGUUUACAUUUUUUUUUUUAAUUAACAUAGGCCUACUCCAAAUAUUUUCCCAAAAGGUACCGCUGUUUAAUAGUCGUCUGCUGAUGUUGUGCAACGUUUUGGAUGUUUUUGGGAAUAAAUAAAAAAAAAAUUGAAAUGUAAACAAAGCGUUGCCCCCAUUUACAAUGACCAGGAUCUCAGAAAAGGCUGAAGAAGAAGGAAAAAGAACUCUCAGGUACUGACAAGUCCAGGGUAGUGUGAGC